AUGGAAAGAGGAAUAUCCAAGAGCCUUGACUUCGAAAACUGUACAUUAUCUCUGUAUAAAACAGCACACACACAGCGAUUUGGGAUGUUGGCCACUGCUACGAGAAACUUUGUGGAGGAAGUGGACCGCGGUGGAGCGCUGAUCCCGGUGUCCAGUCUGAAUGACACUAUUUCACUUCUGACUGUGGUCAUAAAGAAGAAAAGGUUUUGGUUUUGGCAACAGCCCAAAUAUCUCCCCACGGAUUUCACACUCAAUGAUUUGUUAGCAGGGGACACACCCAUACAACCAGUGACUACAGAGUUAGAGUUUAUCAAGUACAAAGGCACAUUCGGAGACAAUAUCCAAGGAAAUGUGGACGCGAGCUUUUCCCAAAACGCCAGUGUGAGCUUGGAGGGGAAAGACACGUCCAAACUGCAGUCGUCGUUCGGGAGCCUGAAGAAAGAAGAGCUGGCUGUGCAGAAUCUCAUCAGAGACUCAAAGGAGAGGCUCUUGGACAUGUCACACAGCCUGGUGGAGCAGACCAUGAUGAACCACAAGCAGGUGUUUGGGAUCGUGAAGGAGCGCAUUGUGACCACCCAGCCCUGUUCUGUAAUCGAAGAGGUGCAAAAAGAAGGACAGUUUGGAGGCCUUCUGACGAUAUGUGGACCCAAAGUCACUAAGAUUUCUCUGAAGGAGAACGCCAGCCUGGGGAAAGACAGCAACGUUACCAUGGAGAUCCCUCCUCAAACCACGCUCGCCUACGCCCUCAUCGAGCUGGAAGUGAAGCACGAUGGCCACUUCACUCUGUGCCUGAUGUCUGGCAUCAAUGGAGGAUUUGAGGAGGUGGACCGCGGGCAUCUGAAUGAUUUAGGAGCCCCACCGCUGCAAACGAAACUCAGCAACUUGAAACAAAAUCUUGCAGAGUUGAAGGAACAUUUCGACGUGCUCGCCGCUCUCCCAGCUCUAACCAAAUCCUCCCUCUUCCAGAAACUCACAACUGUCAUCAGCGAUCGCGCCGCCGUGUCUUCACUUCAAAACGCCCUAAACCAUCUGCGUCACGCUGAUGCUACAGCUUCAGCGGAGGAGCAGGAGCAGACGGACAUUUUGAACUUGGUGUCUCAGUGCGGCCAAUCCAGAGACGCAGUCAUCCAAGCUCUGCACCUGCUUCUGAGCGCGAUCGACGAGAUGCCGAGUGAGGCUCAGGCUUUACUGGGAACAUGCUGCAGCCCUGGUAUACUAGCAGAAUUAAACCUAGUGGUGACGUGUCUCUUGGAGGGUGGAGAGCUCCCCCUCAGCUCCAUGAGGCAAACUACAGCAUCAGAGGAAGUUUUUGGCGUAGUGCAGCUUCUCUUCAGCUCUUCAAGGGUGACGUUGACAAAAGCCGGAGAUUGUAUGAGAGCAGAGGUGCAGAAGGAGGCUCGACAGCGCCCCCUGGUCCUGUGCAUUGCAGUGAGAGCCCUGGCCUCAUUGUCCCAGUGA
This is a messenger RNA of Knipowitschia caucasica, 1458 nucleotides long. The record is from the annotation of a GenBank genome assembly. Lineage: Eukaryota; Metazoa; Chordata; Actinopteri; Gobiiformes; Gobiidae.